This is a messenger RNA of Cuscuta europaea, 1548 nucleotides long. Lineage: Eukaryota; Viridiplantae; Streptophyta; Magnoliopsida; Solanales; Convolvulaceae. The record is from the annotation of a GenBank genome assembly.
AAAUGGUCUAUCUAUGAAAUGAAAAAACAAACAAAUGUUGCACACUAUGGUGGUAAGUUUCGUGGGCCUCUGUCACGGUAGAAAAUAAACGACGGUCGGACGGUGACGCAGAAUCAAAACAACUUCUUCGAAGGAAUAUUGAUUUGAUUUAAAACUAAAGAACAGAAGAAAGCUCACACAAGAAUUUCAUAUAGGGGAAUAAAUUUUAAUAUACGAGUAUGAGAUCGGCGCAAUCAUCGUACAGGGAUCGAACCAAUGAGUUUAACAAUGUAGCUGUGAAUUUGAGGAAAUAUGACUCGUCACCGGCAUCGAGCAGCAGCGCAGUCGAUCGUGGAGGAGAGGCCAAGGCGGAGCUAAGUCAGCUGGCUGUAUCGUUUCAGUCGGAGUUCAAUAAAAAAGCUUCGAAGAUUGGGCUAGGGAUUCAUCAGACCUCGCAGAAGCUUUCUAGGCUCGCAAAAUUGGGAAAGAGAACAUCAGUUUUUGAUGAUCCCACAUUGGAGAUUCAAGAGUUGACAGCUGUGAUCAAGCAGGACAUUACUGCACUUAAUUCCGCUGUAGUAGAUCUGCAGCUCAUGUGCAACUCCCAAAGUGAACAUGGAAACAUGUCUACAGACACUACAACCCAUUCAUCCACUGUUGUUGACAACCUGAAAAGUCGAUUGAUGAGCACAACAAAAGAGUUCAAAGAAGUCCUCACCACGCGGAACGAGAACUUGAAGGUUCAUGAGAACAGAAGGCAGCUAUUUUCUUCAACUGCAGCAAAAGACUCUGCUAAUCCUUUUAUUCGGCAGCGUCCUGUAGCUACCAGAGCAGCUGCUGCUAGUAGUUCUGCAUCUAUAUCUCCCCCUCCAUGGGUUAAUAAUUCUGCCUCCUCUUACCAGUUACCUCUUAGAGAUAAGCUAGAAGGGGAAUCCCAGCCAUUGCUGCAACAGCAACAAAGUGAACAACAACAGCAACAGUUUGUUCCUUUACAAGACAGUUACAUGCAAGGCAGGAGUCAGGCCCUUCAUAGUGUUGAGUCAACCAUUCAUGAGUUGAGUAGCAUUUUCACACAAUUGGCAACCAUGGUUUCUCACCAAGGAGAACUGGCAAUUAGGAUUGAUGAAAACAUGGAGGACACACUGUCAAAUGUGGAAGGGGCACAAGGGCAAUUAGUCAGGUACUUUAACAAUAUAUCAUCAAACAGGUGGCUGAUGAUCAAGAUAUUCCUGGUAUUGAUUGUUUUCCUCAUGAUUUUCCUAUUCUUUGUAGCCUAAAUCUUUCUAUAAAUCUCAAUUAAAAAGACCCAUUAUUUUUAUUUUCCAUUUCCUUUUUCUUCCAAGCAAUCUGUAAUUAAAUGUACACAGAACCCAAAAAAAUGCUGUUUGCGAAAGAAAAAACACAACAGCUCUGACUUGUUUUUUGUCAUUGAUUCCUUCUCUCUAUACUGGAUACUAUAGAGUAAUAGCCCAUUGGUUGUAAUGGAAUCCAGGGAUUCUUUCUUGAUCAAUUUCCACAACCGAGAAAUUAAAGUACAGUAUUUGAUAAAUAUGAAAACUUGAGCUCUGG